AUUAAACUAUACAUCACACUCGUUUAGCAACAAAAAUCAAACAUUUCCUAUCAGCAAAAACAAAAUUUACCAUAUAUUGGUAGUAACUAAGUAACAUAGUGUUUCACAAGAGAGUUUUGCAAGCUGAAAAGGUGAGAUAGUGUUAUUAUGAAGAAGAAUUCUGGUACAUCUCAGAAGCUAGGUUCAUUCUUAAGUCCAAAAGCACCAAACUACAGCGAAAAAAACAUAGAGAACAAAAAUGGUUGGAAUUCAGAGAGAUUAUUGCAUCCAACAAGAAGCAGCAAUAGAAGACAAGGUUUCAACAGUGGAAGAACAAUACCUUCCAAAUGGGAUGAUGCAGAGAGAUGGAUUUCUAGUCCAGUUUCUGCUUCAAGCUAUACAAGUAAUAGUAACAAUAAAAGUUGCUAUGUUCAAAAUCAGAGAAGACCCAAAUCAAAAAGUGGUCCAAUUGUGCAACAAGGAACAACUAAUUACUACUCAAAUUAUUAUUAUUCACCUACAAUUCCACUGAGACAUGGUUUGGUAGUGAAAAACUUUAUGAUGGGUGGUUCUCCUUUUACAACUGGAGUGUUGGCACCAGAUGUUGUUUCUCUUCAACAUUAUUAUGCACAUGAAUAUGAUGGUCCAGUUUAUGAUAUUGAUGAUAAUAGUAGUUCAAUGCUUAAUGAAAAUGGUGUUGUUCUUUCGUCCGUGUUUGACGCACCUUCGUGGUCGGAGUUGCUUUCCGAUCCAUCUUCGCCAAAUUCUCAUGAUGAGAAACAUGAUAGAACUAAGAAUGAGGACACUGUGGUAUCUUCUAACUCAAAAAUUGAUAAAGGGACUCAAAUGAGCUCUCCAGAGACUGAAAAUGAGGACCAUUCAUCUACAAAAUCUUCCUCCCCCAAUUUGGCCAUGGAUCAAAAAAUUUGCCAUUCAGCAAAGUUAGAUGUCAGAGAUGUGCAGGUAGACUGCCAAGCUAAUGUUAUUAAAUGGUCUAAAAGUUAUGCAUCUAAGCUAAGUUCUUCACAUGGUAAAGAAUUGAAGCGAAGUAGAACAGAAGCCAAUACUUCAGGUUUGGAUAUUGCAGAGUCAAUGUCUGACACUUCCAGUUCCAAGUUUGAGAGAGAUGAAGCUAAAAUCAUUGCUUGGGAGAGCUUGCAGAAAGCAAAGGCUGAAGCUGCAAUACAAAAACUUGAGAUGAAAUUGGAAAAGAAGAAAUCGUCAUCAAUGGAUAAGAUUCUAAACAAGCUGAGAAGGGCGCAGAUGAAAGCUGAAAAGAUGAGAAGCUUUACACCAGAUCAACAAGAACAGCAUGUUUCCAAGACAUGGAAAGUAUUUUCAUUCCCCAAAUAUAGCCAAAUAUGGCCUCCAAGCAGCUGCUUCUGCAGCCAUGCUCCGUGAUCGAUCCCAAGCACACGUUCCCCUUGUAGUUUUUUUUAAAAUUUUUCAGGUAAACUCAACAGGAACACCAUAUUUCAAUGACAUGUAUACGUAAAUAUUUUUAAAUAUGAAUACCAUAUUUUCUUAAUGCCAUUUGAUGUAUUUUGGCACCA
This is a messenger RNA of Cicer arietinum (chickpea), 1532 nucleotides long. RefSeq lists its product as uncharacterized. NCBI's taxonomy places the organism in Eukaryota, Viridiplantae, Streptophyta, Magnoliopsida, Fabales, Fabaceae. The record is from RefSeq and is a predicted model, not a curated record.